Molecule: messenger RNA, 1016 nt
Organism: Eruca vesicaria subsp. sativa (arugula)
Lineage: Eukaryota; Viridiplantae; Streptophyta; Magnoliopsida; Brassicales; Brassicaceae
Source: the annotation of a GenBank genome assembly
CCAAAUCUGUAGCAGAACCCUUAAACCUUAUCCCCAUUUCAAAAAAAAAAACCUCAAAGGAAGCUAAAGAAGCCAUGUCUGCCUCCGUUUCCCUCUCUUCCUUCAAUCCCAAAUCCCUUCCUCUCUGCUUCUCCAGGUCCGCUUCCCUCUCCGUCUUACCUCCUUCCCUCUCCUUCAAACUCCACUCCCUCUCUCUCUUCGCUUCCUCCCCCCUGAAAUGCUCCUCCCCGUCUCGUUUCAUCAGAAACGUCGCCGUAUCCUCAGAUUUCGAGGUGGAGGAGGACGACAUGUUCGCUGACGAUGACUCGCCGCCGCAGGAGCGCAGCUCCUUCUCUGCUGACCUCAAACUAUUCGUCGGUAACCUUUCUUUCAAUGUCGAUAGCGCACAGCUCGCUCAACUGUUUGAGAGCGCAGGCAACGUUGAGAUGGUUGAGGUUAUCUAUGACAAAGUGACUGGUAGAAGCAGAGGUUUUGGGUUUGUGACUAUGUCCUCUGCAGCUGAAGUUGAAGCUGCUGCUCAACAGUUUAAUGGCUAUGAAUUUGAAGGCAGACCUUUGAGGGUUAACGCUGGCCCUCCUCCACCUAAGAGAGAGGAAUCAUUCUCCAGAGGACCAAGAAGUGGUGGCUAUGGUUCAGAACGUUCCAGCUACGGUUCUGAACGUUCUGGUUACGGGUCUCAACGUUCAGGACGUUCUGGUUACGGUUCUGAGCGCUCAAGCUACGGUUCUGGGUCAAGUUCGGGAUCUGGUUCAUCAGACCGUGUUUAUGUGGGUAACCUUUCAUGGGGUGUGGAUGACAUGGCUCUUGAGAGCUUGUUUAGUGAGCAAGGAAAGGUUGUUGAGGCCAGGGUCAUUUACGACAGGGACACUGGUCGAUCAAAGGGUUUUGGGUUUGUGACACUCGGCUCUCCACAAGACGUCACAAAAGCCAUCAAUUCUUUGAAUGGAGCAGAUUUGGAUGGAAGACAGAUUAGAGUCUCGGAGGCUGAGGCUAGGCCACCAAGGCGUCAAUUUUGA